Messenger RNA from Anopheles maculipalpis, 2670 nucleotides. It is a transcript of the gene pygo, whose product is annotated as protein pygopus. The coding region runs from base 21 to 2609 and encodes 862 amino acids. The transcript has 2 exons. Lineage: Eukaryota; Metazoa; Arthropoda; Insecta; Diptera; Culicidae. The record is from RefSeq and is a predicted model, not a curated record.
GUUUUAGUAGUCGUAGUAGCAUGACACACAAUCUCGGCAUGGCGUCGUACCGACUACCAGGACCCGGACUAUGUCCGCCAGAUUUCAAAUCGCCCUCGGAAUCGCCCCAGCUGCCCAUAUCCGCGCCGAGCAAUCCGAAGAAGCGAAGGAAAACGUCCAACGUGGUAAACUCGAACGCGGUAACGUCGCAACCGACGCCGACACCCUCACCCCAGGACCUGCUACCACCGCCACCGACCGGAUACGGUGACACGAUAGUGGCAUCGAAUCCGUUCGAUGAUACGCCACCGCCAACGCCUGCCUCGCACCUGGGCCAUAUGGGCCAUCCGCACGGUGGUGGCCACGGGCCCGGCAUGAUGGGUCAUCUGGGUGGCGGUGCGAUGGGACACGGUGGACCGAUGGGUCCGAUGAACCAUAUGGGACCGAUGCAUGGUGGCGGAGGUGGUCACCAUAUGGGACCGGGACCGAUGGGCGGACAUCCACAUGGGCCGCCGCCACACGGUGGACCAAUGGGUGGACCGCACGGUGGUGGUAUGCCGCACGGUAUGGGACCGCACGGUAUGGGACCACACGGACCACCGGGUCACGGUUCACCUCAUCCCGUAAUGGGCCCGGGAGGGCCACCGCACGGACCACCAGGCAUGGGUGGUCCAGGACCGGGUGGACCGCAAGGGCCGCCGAUGAGGGGCAUGAGCCCGAUGGGUAUGGGUAGUCCGAUGGGUCACCAUCAUCCCGGUAUGCACAUGAACUCUGGCAUGGGCCAAAUGGGCGGUAUGCCGCACGGGAUGCAGCGAGGUGGCAUGAGUCCGAUGGGACCGGGCAUGGGCCCGGGAGCGCAGAUGGGUGGCCUUAGUCCGAUGGGUGGCGCCAUGAACCAGAGCAUGUCGCCCAUGGGUCCGAUGGGAGGAAUGUCCCCGAUGAGCCAGCAGCAGCAACAGCAGCAACAACAGCAACAGCAGCAGAUGAAUAGUAAAUCCGUGGGAAGUCCGCUCAGUGCCGGCAACAUUGGCAGCCCAAUGAACUCGUUGCCCGGCAUGGGAUCUCCGCAUGCUGCCGGCGGUGGGGGAGGCGGUGGAGGAAUGUUGGGCAGUCCGAUGAACACGAGCGGUGGUCAUAUGAACAAUGGACCGAUGGGUCCGCCAAUGAACAGUCCGCUCGGAAAUGGCCCACCGAACCAUGUGCCACUUGGUCCCAACUCAGCCGGCCACAGUCAAACGCCACAACCGGUGUCCGCUGCAAACGUGACCGUCGGUGGCCAAACGUCACCGAACGUGGUGAUGAGCGGCGGACCGGGCAGCAACAGUGGGGUCGGCAUGAACAGUAGUAAUAAUAGGAUGAACUUACCGAAUGGUGCAAUGACAAAUCAGCAAUCAGGGAACUUAAAUCAAUUACCUCAUCAACUCGGACCCAUGGGUGCGAAUCAACAGCAGCAGGGCGGGCCACAAGGGCCCCAAGGCCAACAGAACAGUAGUCAGGGUGGGCCUAGUAAUCAACAGCCCGGUGGCAACCAGCAAGGGCCCUCGUUGCCGGGCGGCAGCCAGUCAUCGCAACAGUCACAACCGCUACAGCCUCAUCCACCACCCCACGGUCAGCAACUGCCAUUGCCCCAACAGUCACCUCACGCGCAACACAAUCCCGGUGGUGGUGGUCCGGGUAGUGGAGGAGGACCUGGCCCUGGCCCUGGCCAGCAACAGCAGCAGCAGCAGCAGCAGAUGAACCAAAUGGUUGGCCCAGGUCCGAUGGGUAACAGUAUGGGCGGUAUGGGAAUGGGCCCCGGUGGUGGUCCCGGUGGAGGAGGUCCGGCCAACUCGAUGGGCGGCAUGAAUCAUCACCCGCACCACCACCAUCACCAUCAUCACGGCGCGGCCAAUCAUCACAUGGGCUCGGGGAUGGGCGCCAACAACAUGCAGCACCACCAUAUGGGUGGUGGGGGAGGUGGCGGUGGAGGUGUCGGAGGUGGUCUAAUGCCACCGCACGGAAACAUGCCACCGGGUGCAGGAGGCGGACACCGGCCACCAAUGCACGGAGGAAUGGGUGGUCCGGGCGGUAUGAUGGGUGGUGGACCGCCGAUGGGAGGACCGAUGGGUGGCCAUAUGGGUGGAGGAGGUGGAGGAGGCAUGGGUGGUGGUGGAAUGGUGGGUGGUAGUCCAAUGCAAUCACCACACAUCAUGGGUGGCGGCGGGGGCGGUAUGGGCCCCGGUGGAACGAUGGGUGGAGGUGGACCAAUGGGAGGUGGACCGAUGGGUGGACUAGGACCACCGGGAAACGGUCCAAACGGACCGAACCAUCACCAUCAUAUGGGUAUGUUUGGACCGAAACCGAUGCCAGUCACCUCCGGUAAACUAUACCCGCCCGACCAGUCGAAGGUGUUCAACCCGCAAAACCCGAACGCCCCGCCAAUCUAUCCCUGUGGAGGAUGCCAUAAAGAGGUGCACGAUAAUGACCAGGGCAUUCUGUGCGAAUCGGGAUGCAACUUUUGGUUUCAUCGGACGUGCAGUGGACUGACGGAGGCGGCCUUCAACCUAAUACACGCGGAAGUGUACGCCGAAUGGUGCUGCGACAAGUGUCUCAACUCCAAAAACAUACCGCUGGUCAAGUUCAAACCGUAGUAGAAGCGAGCCCGUAGCUCGACCGGACGCUGCACCAACCAGCGGAGGGCCUGAGCCACGU